Molecule: messenger RNA, 2034 nt
Organism: Leptidea sinapis
Lineage: Eukaryota; Metazoa; Arthropoda; Insecta; Lepidoptera; Pieridae
Gene: RnrS
Product: ribonucleoside-diphosphate reductase subunit M2
Exons: 6
Coding region: 151-1272 (373 amino acids)
Biological process (GO): deoxyribonucleotide biosynthetic process
Cellular component (GO): cytosol
Molecular function (GO): ribonucleoside-diphosphate reductase activity, thioredoxin disulfide as acceptor
Source: RefSeq, a predicted model, not a curated record
UUUAGUUUUUACAUUUCUAGUGGUUUCACAACAGUUCUUCAAUCACUUCACAAGUUUGGGUGUUGGGACUAACUAUACGAUUAAAAUUUAUUUGUGAAUAGCAUUUCAUAAGUAUUUAUUAUUAAUAACAACCGAAAUUAUUUUAUAAAUAUGUUUCACGUCAAUGACAAGGAAAAUUUACACAACAGUAGCAACAAUGUUCUACUAAAGUCCCCAGUAAAAAAGGCAUUAACUCCUCGAAACGCAAACGUUACUGACGACAAAAUGGAAGUUGUAAAUGAAGACAAAGUAGAGUUCGAUCCUCAACUAGAACCCUUACUGCGCGACAAUCCUAGACGAUUUGUUGUGUUUCCUAUCAAGUACCCGGAUAUUUGGCAAAUGUACAAGAAGGCAGAAGCUUCAUUUUGGACUGUAGAAGAAGUUGACCUAUCCAAGGAUCUGUCUGACUGGGACAAUCUUAAGGAUUGUGAAAGGCACUUUAUCAAGCAUGUGCUGGCAUUCUUUGCUGCUUCAGAUGGCAUUGUGAAUGAGAACUUGGUGGAGAGGUUCUCACAGGAAGUCCAAGUGACUGAAGCAAGGUUCUUCUAUGGGUUCCAAAUAGCUAUGGAAAAUGUUCAUUCUGAAAUGUAUUCACUCCUCAUUGACACAUAUAUCCGGGACCCUAAUGAAAGAGAUUUUCUCUUCAAUGCUAUUGAGACUCUGCCAUGUGUGAAGAAGAAAGCUGAUUGGGCACUACAGUGGAUUGCUAGUAAAACUGCUACUUUUGGCGAGAGGAUUGUGGCCUUUGCUGCUGUGGAAGGAAUAUUUUUCUCUGGAAGUUUUGCUUCAAUAUUUUGGCUAAAGAAGCGGGGCCUCAUGCCUGGGCUCACAUUCAGCAAUGAGCUGAUAUCUAGGGAUGAGGGUCUACACACGGACUUUGCGUGUCUGAUGUUCAGGCACCUGGUGCAGAAACCAAGCCGAGCGCGCGUGCUCCAGAUAGUGCUCGACGCCGUCGUCAUUGAGAAGGAGUUCCUUACUGACGCUCUGCCUGUGCGUCUUCUCGGCAUGAACUGUGAACUCAUGUCUGACUACAUUGAGUUUGUGGCUGAUAGACUACUGCUUGAACUGAUUGGAGAAAAGCAUUACAACACAAAAAACCCAUUCGACUUCAUGAAUCUCAUCUCAUUAGAAGGAAAGACCAAUUUCUUUGAGAAGAAAGUUGGUGAAUACCAGAAGUGGGGUGUGAUGGCGAAACCCAUGGACAAUGUGUUCACUUUGGAUGCAGAAUUUUAAAAUGGAAAGAUUGGUUUUUGGAGAAGUUGACCAAAUAUAGUUGAUGAAAGGUUGAGCAUGUAUGUUAUUGUUUUUUCUGUUUGUGACUUAAAAUAACAUUUUGAUGUUUAAGGUUUACAUGUACUAAAAAAAAGAAAGAGUAAAUUAUACUUGAAAGAUCAAAGGAUUUUGACUCAAUUUUGAUCACUUAAAAUGUAUGUUGUAAAGAGUGUUGCACUUUGAGAUGUUUAAGAUGAUGACAUGUGACGAAAGUUCUGCCACAGUAACUAUUUAUUUUGAUACAAUAUUCAAUGCACCAUUCCAAACAUUGCAAGCAUUGUGUGUGUGCAAGAAAGAAGAACAUGUAUUGUAUGUUUGCACUAUCACAAUCAAUUAAAUAUGUAAUUAUCACCAGUAGAGCUGGUGUUGUGGAAAUUUUGAAGUGAAAAGAUUCCAUGAAUAUAUUGAAUAUUCAUUCAUGAGUAAUUAAUCACGUGGUGAAUGUUUUUAUAUUCCAGUUCAUUUUGUAAUUUUAAAUACAAAAAUUUAAAUAAAAAUAACAGUAUUAUGUUAAUACAAUAACACGAUAGUGUCUAUUAAUAAUUAUGUUGUUAUAUAAUUAUUUACUAUGUGUAGCAUAAUAUAAAUUGAUUCAACAAUGUAUCAAUACCUAGUUAAGUAGAUGCUUUAUAUAAGAUAUUUUUAGACUUGUGAUAUUUAUAUGUAAAUAAUGUCUGAUACUUUUAUAUGACACAUUAAAUAAAGAAUGCAAUUAAUACAUAA